Molecule: messenger RNA, 2699 nt
Organism: Olea europaea var. sylvestris
Lineage: Eukaryota; Viridiplantae; Streptophyta; Magnoliopsida; Lamiales; Oleaceae
Product: phosphate transporter PHO1-like
Exons: 17
Coding region: 1-2358 (785 amino acids)
Biological process (GO): cellular response to phosphate starvation; phosphate ion transport
Cellular component (GO): plasma membrane; trans-Golgi network; cytoplasm
Molecular function (GO): inositol hexakisphosphate binding
Source: RefSeq, a predicted model, not a curated record
AUGGAGUCUCAAAGCAAACUUAGUAUCAUGGUGGAGAUUCAUUUUGGUGUUGUACCUUUGGGAUUUGGUUCAGGGUCCAUAUUGAAGAGUAGUACUAAAUUGAGUUUGGAUGAUAUGAGUGUUGAGACCAGUAAGAAGCCUUCUUUGAAAGCAUUUGGGUUGAUCUACUACAGUGUGUGUUUCGACACUGUUUGUGAGAAUUUUAUAAUGAAUCAACUUAAUUCGAUAGUUAGUGAUUUGACGAAGAUCAAUGGAGGAGAAAAUGGAGAAGGAGAAGGAGAACGAGAACGAGAAGAAGUAGAAGUAUAUGAACCUGAGCUUCUUCAGCUGUUUUCUGAGGAAGAUGAGAUUAAGGUGUUUUUCGAAAGAUUGGACGAGGAAAUGAAAAAGGUGAACGAGUUUUACAAGACUACAGAAAAAGAAUUCUUGGAAAGAGGGGAUAUUUGGAUUAAACAGCUUCAAAUUCUUUUGGAUCUCAAGCGGGUUCUCACUGAUCGACGUCGGAGAAAUGUUAGUUAUAUGGGUUCCGGGUUUUUUUCUCGGUCUAAUUCAUCGUCUGGCCGGAACUCCGAUUACUCUGAAAGCCAGAGUGACUAUUUUGAUAGCCCAUCGGGAAGCCAAAGGGAAGAUGUUAUUGCAGCAUUAGAGAAAAAUGGCGUAAAUUUCGUUAAAUCUGCAACCCUUGGGAAAACAAAGAAUGGGAAGCCUAACAUGGCCAAGAGAAUAGAUAUUCCGGCCACGACCCCGGCCCGAACCAUAUCGACCGUCGCAUCAAUGCUAUGGGAGGAUUUAGUCAACAAUCCGAAGAAGGAGGGAGGCAGGGGCGGAGAAUUUAUCAAUCGAAAGAGAAUACAGUGUGCCGAAAAGAAGAUAAGAGGUGCUUUCGUCGAACUAUAUAGAGGCCUUGGCUUACUUAAAACAUACAGCUCACUUAAUAUGAAGGCUUUUACGAAGAUACUGAAGAAAUUCGACAAGGUAUCAAACAGGCAGGCAUCUGCAAGUUACCUCAAAGAUGUGAAAUCGUCUCAUUUCAUUAGUUCUGAUAAGGUGGUAAGGCUAAUGGACGAAGUGGAGUCCUUAUUCACACAGCACUUCGCCAACAAUGACAGGAAGAAGGCAAUGAAAUUUUUAAGACCCCAACAGCACAAAGAUUCUCACGUUCUCACUUUUUUCGUUGGUUUAUUCACAGGUAGCUUUGCGACGUUGUUCAGUGUGUAUGCAAUCUUGGCGCAUUUGAGCGGCAUGUUCACUUCUAGAGCUGAUGCCGGUUAUAUGGAAACUGUCUAUCCGAUUUUUAGCAUGUUUGCAUUGCUAUGCUUGCACUUGUUUAUGUAUGGAUGCAAUCUGUUAACGUGGAAGAGCGCAAGAAUAAAUUACAACUUCAUAUUCGAAUUCCAACCCAAAACGGCUCUCAAAUACAGAGACGCUUUCCUCAUUUGUACCUCUUUGAUGACGGCAGUGGUUGGGGCUCUGAUCAUCCACCUAAUCUUAAUCUCCCAAGGCUUCUCACCCCGUCAAGUUGACAUGAUUCCGGGAAUUCUCCUACUGUUUUUCAUCGGGCUACUCAUAUGUCCGUUAAACAUCUUCUAUCGUCCAACUCGCUACUCGUUCAUCAAGGUCCUACGCAACAUAGUCUGCUCUCCAUUUUACAAGGUUUUGAUGGUAGACUUUUUCAUGGCUGAUCAACUUACUAGCCAGAUACCAUUAUUAAGGCACAUGGAAUCGGCGUCCUGCUACUUUCUCGCCGGAAGUUUUAAAACGCACAGUUAUGAGAUGUGCAAGUCUGCAAAGUUAUACAAGGAGCUUGCUUAUGUAAUCUCCUUUGCACCGUACUACUGGCGUGCAAUGCAGUGUGCAAGACGUUGGUUUGAUGAAUGUAACCCAGAGCAGCUGGCUAACCUCGGGAAGUAUGUCUCUGCAAUGGUGGCAGCCGGGGCACGGUUAACCUAUGACAGGCAGCCCACACAAUUUUGGUUGGUCAUCGUUUUGUUGACAUCGUUGGUAGCCACAGUUUAUCAGUUGUAUUGGGAUUUUGUUAAAGACUGGGGACUUCUUAAGCCAAAAUCCAAAAAUCCAUGGCUUAGAGAUGAUCUUGUAUUGAAGAAUAAAAGCAUCUAUUAUGUAUCCAUUGCCUUGAAUAUUGUCUUGAGAGUAGCAUGGGUGGAGACUGUGAUGAGAUUCAAAUCUGGAAUGUUAGAGUCACGACUACUCGAGUUUUUCCUGGCUUCAUUGGAGGUCAUCCGACGCGGACACUGGAACUUCUAUAGAUUGGAAAAUGAGCAUCUGAAAAAUGUUGGAAAGUUUACGGCAGUGAAAAUAGUUCCAUUACCAUUCCGUGAGACGGAUUCUGACGGUUGAAAGUUAUGUUGAUACUUGUACGAGUGCAAGACAUUUCGGCAAAUUUAUUCAAUGGAUUGGUAACUUAUUGGCGCAUUGAAAAUCCGAAAUUCAUCAAGCAUUUAACCAUAAAAUGAGCCGUAAGGCAUGUUAAAGAACUCUCGAGGAUAGCACUGGGCUAUUUCUAUACUACAAUGGGAAAAUUUAACUAGAAUUUGGUUGCGUAAAUGUACUUUCAGUGUUUGGACUACAUUUAUUUUUGUCAAAAUAAUUUAUUAUAAUUGCAACGGGAGUCAUCUGUACUAGAAGAAAUUUUGUACAUUGUAUUUACACAAUGGUGGCAAUGAAAGUAACUUAUCUCA